Messenger RNA from Mucor mucedo, 950 nucleotides. RefSeq lists its product as uncharacterized. Bases 1 to 840 code for a protein of 279 amino acids. The transcript has 3 exons. Lineage: Eukaryota; Fungi; Mucoromycota; Mucoromycetes; Mucorales; Mucoraceae. The record is from RefSeq and is a predicted model, not a curated record.
AUGUGGAUCAACUGGAGGGAGUUGAAAGCGGCGUUUCUUGCGUUACAAACAUUCCCGCAAUUGAACAACAUGAGGAUUCUGAUACGAACAGACAAUACAACAUCGAUGGCUUACAUGAACAAGCAAGGGUACGAGGUCAUAACCAUUAAUGAAAUUAGCAAAAAGCCUGUGGAAGUGGUGUCUACAACGAAGAAUUACAAUACAGUCCACUCAUGUGCAAGGAGUGAGGAACACAGUAACAGACCACAAGUCACUGCGCCCAUACCUCAAGAACAAUUGGAUGAUACAGCCCAAAAUAUUCCAAGAGUUACAACAUUAUCUGGGAGAAAACGACGUAGACCUAUUUGCCGACAGAAACACCAACAGCUUUCAAAAUCCGGGAAGCGUUACCAACGACGCGUUUACCAUUCCGUGGAGCCAACUUUACCGACCGUAUUUGAAUCCAUCUCGGAAUCUAAUCAACAGGUGUCUUCAGAAGUUGGUACAAGAGCAGGCGCUCAGUAUCGGUCCACCACUCCUACUGGACCAAGCGGGGGUUCACCUGCCAACACCAACAGCAACAUGGUUGAUGAACAACAAAAACCGGGAACUCACCGUAUGGAGCGUAUCAGCUACAAGGAAAGGCUUACAAACUGGAGCGAAAAUGCCCAAAAAAUACUGAUUAGUAGCCGUUUAGAAGACAAUGCCACCAAUUGGUCAUACAAAAAUAGUCAAUUUCAAUUUAUGGACUGGGCUAGGAAUCACAGAGUCGAAGCUGAUAAGCUUAAUCAUGAAGAUUUUAUUAGUUUCUUAAGUGAUAUGCUGUCAGGAGCGGGGCGGGGCAAGAGCAGAACAGAAUGAUUAUUAAGGUGAGGACAAGACAAAAAGAGAUUAUAUAUGUAUUAGUAUUAACAUAUAUAUAAGAAGGAAUGAAGGUAGAGAAAGGUUUAUUCAGAAAAGCAGGAAAAAUA